AUGUCUAAGGUGGCGGCGGCGGCGGCGGCGGCCGGGGCUGGAGCCGCGGCGGGAUCGGAAGGUGGCGGGCCGGGGCCGGCCGAAGACCUCUCCAAGGUGUCGGACGAGGAGCUGCUCCAGUGGAGUAAGGAGGAGCUCAUCCGGAGCUUGCGCAAGGCCGAGGCCGAGAAGAUGAGCGCUAUGCUGGACCACAGCAACCUCAUCCGCGAGGUCAACCGACGCCUGCAGCUUCACCUGGGCGAGAUCCGGGGGCUCAAGGACAUCAAUCAGAAACUGCAGGAAGACAACCAGGAGCUGCGAGACCUUUGCUGUUUCUUGGAUGACGAUCGGCAGAAAGGCAAAAAGGUCUCCCGGGAGUGGCAGAGACUCGGCCGGUACAGCGCCGGCGUCAUGCACAAAGAGGUGGCCUUAUACUUGCAGAAGCUGAAAGAGCUGGAGGUGAGGCAGGAAGAGGUGGUGAAGGAGAACUUGGAGCUGAAGGAGCUCUGCGUCCUGCUGGACGAGGACAAGGGCGGCGUGGCCGGCUGCCGGAACUCCAUCGAUAGCCAAGCCAGCCUCUGCCAGUUGAACGCCGCCAGUACGUUCAUGCGGGACGUGGGAGACGGGAGCAGUACCUCCAGCACCGGGAGCACGGAUAGCCCCGACCAUCACAAGCACCACCCAAGCUCCAGUCCCGAGCACCUCCAAAAAACGAGGAGCGAGGGGAGCCCCGAGCACCAAAAGCAUAGAAGCGCCAGCCCCGAGCACCUGCACAAACCCAGGGCUUCCAGUAGCCCUGACCAUCAAAAGCAUCUGAAAGGGCCGAGCCCAGAGCAUCACAAAAGCCUCGGCAAAGGUGCGCCGGACCAGCAGAAGCACAGCUGCAGCAGCCCGGAAACCCUGCCUAAGCACAUGUUGAGCGGAAGCCCGGAACAUUUUCAGAAACAUAGGCCCGGCAGCAGCCCGGAGCCUCAGAAGCACAGCAGCGGCGGCGGCGGUGGGGGUAGCCCCGAGCUGCUUCAAAAACACACCCUGAGCGGGAGCACAGAACACCUCCCGAAAGUGAGGGGCACCAGCCCCGAGCACCUCAAACAGCACUAUGGGGGAAGUCCGGAACACCUCAAACACUUGGGCGGCGGCAGCAGGGAAGGCACCUUAAGGAGGCAAGUUGCGGAUGAGCUAUCGCCCCACCACAGGGGCCUCUACAAUGGGAUGAACGAAUCCACCUUGUCCUAUGUUAGGCAGCUGGAAGCAAGAGUAAGACAGCUGGAGGAGGAAAAUCGCAUGCUGCCCCAGGUUGUGUGGAGGAAACUUGGAGAUGCUGCAGGCUCGUGUCCUGGAAUUAGACAACACUUGUCUGGAAACCAGUACAAAGGGCCAAUGUGAAUGGAUACCAAAAUGAGGAAGAGUUUCAAGUGCUGGCGGAAUUGAAUCUGUUCACAGCAACCUCUUUACUAACCGUGAGAUAGCUCCAAUCAUUCUCUCGAAUGCAACCUUCU
Elgaria multicarinata webbii is the source of this 1478-nucleotide messenger RNA. It is a transcript of the gene CCDC85A, whose product is annotated as coiled-coil domain containing 85A. Lineage: Eukaryota; Metazoa; Chordata; Lepidosauria; Squamata; Anguidae. The record is from RefSeq and is a predicted model, not a curated record. Bases 1 to 1365 code for a protein of 454 amino acids. The transcript is spliced from 4 exons.